GUUACUCCUUUAUCUAUGUUCUUAUGUUUAUUUUGUUGCUCGUUCCAGCGUUUCACUCGUCUUGGUGGAAAACUUCCAAAGGGUGUCUUGCUUGUUGGCCCACCUGGCACAGGGAAGACUAUGUUAGCAAGAGCUAUCGCAGGAGAAGCUGGUGUUCCUUUCUUCUCAUGCAGUGGUAGUGAGUUUGAGGAGGUGUAUGUGGGUGUUGGAGCUAGGAGAGUAAGAGAUCUAUUUGCUGCUGCAAAGAAAAGAUCCCCUUGCAUUAUUUUCAUCGAUGAGAUUGAUGCAAUUGGUGGACGCCGCAAUCCCAAGGACCAACAAUACAUGAGGAUGACCCUAAAUCAGUUGUUGGUUGAGCUAGAUGGUUUUAAGCAGAAUGAGGGGAUCAUUGUCAUUGCUGCUACUAAUUUCCCAGAGUCAUUGGAUAAAGCACUGAUCCGACCUGGGCGUUUUGACCGUAACGUUGUUGUUCCCAAUCCAGAUGUGGAAGGUCGACGGCAGAUUCUAGAAUCUCACAUGUCAAAGAUCCUGAAGGGAGAGGAUGUAGAUCUUAUGAUCUUAGCCAGAGUUACCCCUGGCUUCUCAGGUGCAGAUCUCGCGAACCUUGUGAACAUAGCUGCAGUCAAGGCAGCAAUGGAUGGGGCUAAAUCUGUCACAAUGGCUGAUCUCGAAUAUGCGAAGGACAAGAUCACAAUGGGCAGCGAAAGGAAGUCAGCAGUGAUCUCUGAAGAGAACAGGAGAACUACAGCGUUCCAUGAGGGUGGCCAUGCUCUUGUUGCAAUCUACACUGAUGGUGCAAUGCCAGUUCAUAAGGCCACAAUUGUUCCUCGUGGAAUGGCCCUCGGCAUGGUGAUGCAGUUGCCGGACAAGGAUCAGACCAGCCUGACACGCAAGCAAAUGCUUGCUAGGCUGGAUGUUUGCAUGGGUGGCCGAGUCGCUGAAGAACUAAUAUUUGGGGAAAGCGAAGUGACUUCCGGUGCUUCCUCAGACCUCAGGCAAGCCACUGCACUAGCAAGAAAAAUGGUGACCAAGUAUGGGAUGAGCAAGAAGGUCGGUGUUGUUACUCACAACUAUGAUGAUGAUGGAAAGAGUAUGAGCACAGAAACGAGGUUGCUGAUCGAGGAGGAGGUGAAAGAGCUUCUCGAGAGAGCUUAUAACAACGCCAAGACUAUACUCACCACUCACAGUAAAGAGCUGGAUGCGCUAGCAAAUGCUUUGUUAGAGAAGGAAACUCUAACUGGGGCUCAGAUUAAGAGUUUGCUUGCUCAAGCGAGAGAGGGGAAGCAGCAGCAUCAGCAGCAGGAGGUGGUGGUUAAUGCAACA
Messenger RNA from Asparagus officinalis (garden asparagus), 1323 nucleotides. Its product is annotated as ATP-dependent zinc metalloprotease FTSH 4, mitochondrial-like. Gene Ontology annotation, cellular component: chloroplast thylakoid. The record is from RefSeq and is a predicted model, not a curated record. Gene Ontology annotation, biological process: proteolysis. The annotation marks the transcript as partial. Lineage: Eukaryota; Viridiplantae; Streptophyta; Magnoliopsida; Asparagales; Asparagaceae. Gene Ontology annotation, molecular function: metalloendopeptidase activity; ATP binding; ATP-dependent peptidase activity. The transcript has 2 exons.